Molecule: messenger RNA, 447 nt
Organism: Mitosporidium daphniae
Lineage: Eukaryota; Fungi; Microsporidia
Exons: 1
Coding region: 1-447 (148 amino acids)
Source: RefSeq, a predicted model, not a curated record
AUGAAGAUCGAUUCGCUUCAAACCCUUGCCCUUCAGUUGGAAGUGUUGGUCCAACUGAAAGAGUGUUUUUUGGUUUUUGAGGAGUUUCGGACUUGCGUCGCUGAAGCCCAGCAAGAUGGCCAUUGCGAUUCCAGUGAUGGUGACAAUGUUGGAGGUGCCGCGGAUCAGAAAAACAGACCCGUUCAUAGUAUCCUGGAUCCUCUGAUAUUUUCUUCUGAUGCACAGAAAAUCUUCAAGGGCCUUUCCUUGCUUGAAAAGAUUGUUGUCGCCAUUGAGGGCUCCGAAUUGUCAAACGUCAAAAGUGCAGUUGCCAAAGCAAAGAAGUACAGUUUCCACGUUGAAAAUUUCCUGAUGGCCGAAUUUAUCGAGGCAAUCCAAAAUGUGCCGAUGAACUUUGACUGGGCAAAAGUUGAUGCGUACCUUUCACUAGCCUUUAGGUCACCUUAG